CGUGACGUCACGGCGGUGGGCGGGGCCUCGGCGAGCGCGGGUGUGACAGCAGCAGUGACCGCAGUGACGUCGGCAGCGAGCUCAGUGGCCAGUGACAUCACCAAUGUCACCAGGAACCAGGUGUGACAUCAGCAACCGUGUGUGACAUCAUCAGUGACAUCAUCACUGACGAACAGUGACAUUGCGGUGACAUUCUGGUGACAUUGCGGUGACAUUGCAAUGACAUCGUUGUGACAUUGUGGUGACGUCGCAGUGACAUUGCGGUGACACUCCGGUGACAUUGUUGUGACAUUGUGGUGACAUCGCAUUGACGCUGCAGUGACAUUGUGGUGACAUCACGGUGACGUCUCGGUGCCAGGUGCCACCCCGGCCAUGCUGCGCGGUGCCCGGGCGGUGGCCCUGUUCCUGUCCCCUGUCCCGUGUCCCCGGCGCCGCUGUCACCGUCCGUGUCCCCCCCCGCGGGACCUGGCUGUCCCCAACCCCGGCUGGAGCGAGCGCAUGCGGGAGCGGCACCGGGAGCUGCUGGAGCGGGCGCGGGACGAGGGCUGGACACGGGUGCCGAGCUACCGGAGAUUCCUGCCGCAGAUGGUGGGGCUGCCUGGUGACGGUGACGGUGACAGGGACACGCGGCUGUUCCCGAGGGCCAUCGAGGGCGACGGGGACGGCUUCGAGUUCGUCACCUUCCUGAAUGUCCCCAAGGGCCGCCUGCGCUGCCUGUGCCAGCUGGGGCCCUUCCUGGAGGGACACCCGGGGCUGGCGCACGGCGGUGCCAUCGCCACCCUCAUUGACACCUCGCUGGGGACGCUGGCGCUGGCGGUGGGCGGGCGCGUGGUGACAGCCAACCUGAGCAUCGACUACCUGGAGCCUGUCCCCCUGCUCUCGGUGCUCCUGCUCGAGGCGUUCCUGCAGCGCCACCAGGGCCGGAAGCUCUUCCUGAGCUGUGACCUGUGGGACGCCGAGGGGACAACGCUGCACGCCAAGGCCACCGGGCUCUUCAUCCAGCAGGACCUGCCCGAGGAGCCACCACGGGGAGGGGACAGCGGCCGGUGACUGUCACCCGUGCCACCUCCUGUGCCACCCGUGCCACCCGUGUGACCCUCGGUGCCCUCCCUGUCCCCCAGUGCCACCCUGGCUCUCCUUCAGCCACCCCUGGGUGUCCCCAAAUGUCCCCCCCCCCCCCAAGUGUCCCCAAGUGUCCCCGUGCCCAUCACGGCCGCUGCCACCA
This is a messenger RNA of Melospiza melodia melodia, 1225 nucleotides long. RefSeq names its product acyl-coenzyme A thioesterase THEM4-like. NCBI's taxonomy places the organism in Eukaryota, Metazoa, Chordata, Aves, Passeriformes, Passerellidae. The transcript has 7 exons. The record is from RefSeq and is a predicted model, not a curated record. The coding region runs from base 373 to 1050 and encodes 225 amino acids.